AUGACCCCACUUACUACUGUACCGCAAACUGCCGACUGUGUCGCUUUCCUCAGAACUCGGAGCAAGGCGGCUAAGGCGUUCGUCAAGCAGCUGGGCCAGUGCUGGCACUGCGCGGACGGCCGCCCGGGAGAGUGUGCCUUUUACAAAACGGAUCAGAAUCUGAAGGUCGUCGAGCAGCGGACCUUUCGAGUCUCGGCCCGGCCUGAGUAUCGAUUACUGGAAGUCAUACCACCGGGUCACUCUGCCCGCGUCAAGGUUCACUUCAAAUCCUCCCCGCCGGCAAGGACCAAGCAGACUGUUUUGGCUGCGGUGGCAUUGGGCAUCCCAUGCGCGGAAGGGGAGCAGAAGCGCGAGGAUCCCAAUCACGACUUCGUUCUACUUGAACCCUUCGAGAAGGACGAGCUUGAGGACGCACUGGUGGAAAUUGAGGAAAUGGAGGCACUGGAUCGUUUACCAUCCUCCCAAGAUCACCUCGGUCCACAUUCCCCGCGUGAAGAUCUCAUCAGGAUGACCCUCACAGAUAAAGCCAACCCCAUCACCUACUCAAAACUAUACCGCGCCCUUGCGAGAGGCGUUCCCCUCACCGUAUCGGGCAUCGAUCCGGGUAACCGUAAUCUCACCCCGGAGUAUUUCAUCCACAAUCACGGCAACGCCCUAGUAACGCUCACCAAUACAAAGACUGGCGAACAACGCGAUGUUGUGUUGGAAAGUUUUAUGGAAACAUUCGGACAGCCGCCAGAUCCUGAUAACCCGGAGAAACUUCAGGACUGGCCGCCAACCGAGGACUUCGAUAAGGAGUUUCCUGAGAUAUACGCUCUCUUCGAGGACUGCCUGAUAGGAUCUUGGAUCACGUCGAAGAGGGGGCCUCUGAACCUGGAGAUGAACAUGCCCGUGCAUGCAUGUCCUCCAGACACUGGACCUAAGGCAUACUUGGCACACAGCGCGGCCGGCGGCACGACAACGCGUUUGCAUGGCGAUAUGACCGACGCCAUCAAUAUCUUAUUCCAUGCAGAGGGUGGUUCAAAUGGCGGCGCUCUAUGGAUCAUGAUCAACCGAGACGACACGGCCGAAGCCGAACGAUUGCUGCGCAUAUGGAAGCGCGGCUUGUUCACAGGUCACCCCAUUCACUCACAGCAGCUCGUUCUCACCGAGAAAGACGUUGAAGACCUGAGAGCAGCUAAAGUAGAGAGUGUGCACGGCAACAGUGUUGCCUUCAAGCGUGGUCAGAAGACGGAUUUCGAGAUGGUGGACUUGCGCAAGGAGAUUCUUCAGAUAUGCCCGGAUGACGACGCGACCUUCAUGGAGCACAUCCGGGAGCACGUGUUGUCUCAGAAGUAG
Messenger RNA from Peniophora sp. CBMAI 1063, 1338 nucleotides. The record is from the annotation of a GenBank genome assembly. Lineage: Eukaryota; Fungi; Basidiomycota; Agaricomycetes; Russulales; Peniophoraceae.